AUGUUCGUAAUAUUAAUAUUUAGCUUAGUGUUUGCGGUCAACAAUCUCAGCAGAGAAGACCUCGGAGACUACAAAUGUCAUGUGGAAAAUGCCUCAGACAUAGGUAGCAGAGUAAGGAGCCUGAAGAUCUUCCUGCAAGGCCCUGGAAUAGCAGCAACCAAGGAGAAGAUAAAAAGAACCCAAAAAGUGAUGAGUCUGGUAUGCUACAGUCAUGAAAGCCCCGUGCACGUAGAUGUGCUGUACUUGGAGAAGAUGUGUGGAUAUGUGACUGACUGGACAGUAGAGAAGCAAAUCCUACAUGGCCUGAACACCUUCAGCAAUGCAAAUGGGAAACCUGUCACCGGCCAUACCUGUGUUUCACAAACACAGCAGAGGAAGAUGUUUCCAAGAAAACUUAUUCUUAGAGAAAAAGUGUUCCUGGAAGGGAUGUCAGAUUGUGUUGUAACAGCAAAGCUGCCCAAGAUGAAAGUUUUUGCAGAGGGUUUGGCUGUCCCGACGAUGCACUUCAGAAACCAUACUUUGUAUGAUGACAAAGAUAUGCUGAACAGACUGAAACUUAGUAUCAUCCUCAAAGUGCUCAUCGCUGUUAUCUUAAUAGCCUUCGUAAUAUGCUAUAUAGUGUUUGCUAUAUGCAAAAUUCCCUGCUCGUGCUUGGGCAUCAACAUCCAGAAAAGCGUGCCUGCAGGCCGCAAGCCAGCGUAUGGCCAAACAGCAAAGCUUUUAACUCCAUUUCUGACGGAAAAGAAACCACAGGAAACUUUUGUCUGA
Melopsittacus undulatus (budgerigar) is the source of this 768-nucleotide messenger RNA. It is a transcript of the gene C13H17orf78, whose product is annotated as chromosome 13 C17orf78 homolog. The transcript is spliced from 6 exons. The record is from RefSeq and is a predicted model, not a curated record. Lineage: Eukaryota; Metazoa; Chordata; Aves; Psittaciformes; Psittaculidae. The coding region runs from base 1 to 768 and encodes 255 amino acids.